UGAAAAUUUAUGCCACAACAACAAUUUAGCACAAGCUGAGUGGAAGUGGGAAGUGGGAACAGAAUAAAAAUGCACGAGAUAACUGUUAUUUUUCUGCUAAAGUGGUGGCUUUGCAUAGCAAAUUGACCCAAGUAACAUAAAGUUUGUGUGUUCAUCUGCAUAGGAAAUUCCAAGCAAGAUGUUCCCAACUGCUGGUUACUUUAGAAAUGUUCCUUGCCCUUUCUACGUCCAUGGCUUAUGCCACAGACCUUACUGCCAUUUUCGGCAUUCAAAACCAGAUACAAAAGGAAAGAGAGGGAACAGUAGUGACUGGACUUAUGGAGAAUUGGUUGAAGAGGAAAGUCACGAAAGUAAAUCUAGCACAGCAGAAGAAGAGUUAAUGGACAUCAUAAAAAACCUGUCACCUGGAUCUAAACAAGCAAAUGCUUCCUCUAAAAAGUCAGUGACAUUUGCUUUCCCUAGUCAUGGCCAACAAACUGUAAAGGAAGAAGGCAAGAAAGAAACAACUGAAGUAACAAAGAAAAAGAAGGAAAGGAGUGCACUUAAAAAGGAACUUGAUAAGGACCCAAUACCUGCACCGAUAAUUAAGGAAAUUUCAGAUUUGUUAAAGAUCACAAGCUCAAAUGAUCAAUCCUCAAAGAUUGCAGAAGAGCUAAGGAAGAGAAAAAAAUGCAAAAAGGACACUGAAGAAGCAACAGUAGAAGUUACGGAAACCCGAGAAGAAGAGGAAAAAGGAAAUAUUACUGAUGCUGACAAUAUAUUCGAUAUCAUCGAGGAAGAUAUACCUAAAAAGCCCCCCAAAUUAAAGGACAUAGAUUUCUUUGAAGCUGAAGUUGUGACCGGAGAAACAAAAAAAAGAAAGAUAAGUGGCAGUAAAGGAAAACAAAACUUAGUUUCCGACCAGCAAGAUUCUUCUGUGGAAUCUUCAAGUGAAUCUGUGGACAACAGCGAAGACACUUUAAGACAAAUUUUUGAAGAGUGUGAUCCACUUGUAGCUCAUGACUUGGCUAAGGAAAACACAAUUUCAGUUAAGGCAACAAGCAAAGAAGCCAGCAGCACAUCGAUGGGUAAAGUUAGAGAAACUGUUGGGCUUGGAAGCCUAAAGAAAAGAAUCGCGCAUAAUCCAAAUGUGGAGGCUGUUCGCCAACCAGUUGUCAUGAAAGGGCUCAAGAAAAAUACCACCAUGAAACCAUCAUUUGUGUCACCUAGCAUAUGCAACACAUCGAAACUUCAAUCAACUGCGAAGAUGGCAUCAAACAGUGGUAUUGAGCCAGUAAGCAAACGCAUGUCUUUUACCAGCAAUGAUGGAACUUACAUUGGCAAGAAAAGAAAGGCCCAUACUCUAGAAAUAAACGAAGAGCCUAGUGUACUGAAGGCCACGGUUCCCGCGAAAAAGCCAAGAAUUCCUGUAGAGUUUGGCUCAAAAGUACCGCAGGUUAUAAGGCAGCGAUAUCUAGAUAAAAUUAUUGAAGAAUAUACUGAUAAAUACAGUUCAUUGGGGGAGGUCUAUGAAAAGGCCGUAGAAGAGGAGAAGCUAAUUUACACACGCUGCUCAAGUCGUCAAAUCUAUAUGAAUCUUUGCGUCAAUGCCAUCAAGAAGAUUCGUGAAUUACCAAAGUACAAAGUUAUCAAGAAUGGUAGCCACAGAAGUUUGGCGCCAAAGUUAUUGCCGGAUAACUCAUCCAAAAUGGCUGCUGAACUUGCGUCAUCGAUUGUCCCGCCAAAGCUUGUAAUAAGGCCAUCUUCAAUUUCACUGUCCAGAGUUGAUAAGAAGCAUAGCUCAUUAACGGGUGGUUCUGCGGACAGACAAAGGAAAACAUCAAUCUCCAGCAUUGCCGAUCUCACUGUGGAACUGCCUACCUGUUUGCCGGUAGAAAAAGAGGAUAAAUUUCAAAACACAGAAAAUGAAAACCGAUUUGGACUUGUUCUUAUAAAACGAAGAAACCCAGUUUAUUAUUUAUCCGAGGAUAUUUUUUACGACUGCGUGCAGAAAUACGUCGCUUCAGAUCAAGACCUUUGGAAUAACAAUUACCCCAGGGAAUCCACAGACACCCCUGGUCGGGCUCUGUACAGGGAGACCAAAGGAUCUUUGCACGCUACGAAACGAACUUGCGCACGGUGUGGAAACCCUUUUCUGUUGAACUCAGAAGGAGAAUACGUAGUCAAGGCUGAAUGUACUUAUCAUUGGGGCAAGAUGCGAAGAUUUAGAGGUAAAGGUGGAGUUCUUACCCAGUUUUCUUGUUGUCAAGGUGAUUCAGGUAGUCUUGGCUGCUCUGUGGCAAAGCUGCAUGUAGCCGACUACUUCGGAGACCUUGAUGGUUACGUGGCUACGAAGGCGCACAAUAAAACAAACACACGGAAAGUGUACGCACUUGAUUGUGAAAUGUGUUACACGUCACAUGGUCUAGAAUUAACAAGAAUAACAAUCGUUGACUUCAGUAUGAAACAAGUGUUAGACGCUUAUGUAAAGCCCGAAAGAGAAAUAAUUGAUUAUAAUACACGGUUUAGCGGUGUUACUGAAAAGGACCUUGAAGGUGUCGAAAUAUCCUUAAACGAUGUGCAUAGAAAACUGCUGAAGAAGUUCGGAACAGACACAGUCCUGAUAGGCCAUAGCUUAGAAAGCGAUCUCCGUGCUUUGAAGCUUAUACAUAAUAAGAUAGUUGAUACAGCUUUGAUAUUUCCGCAUCGCCUGGGACUUCCUUACAAACGAGCGCUAAAGACCUUGAUGGGUGAAUUUUUACAAAAGAUCAUACAAGACAGUGAUGGGGGCCAUGAUAGUUAUGAAGAUGCAGGAGCUUGUAUGGAACUAAUGAAGUGGAAGAUUAUGGAAGAUUUGAAGAAGCAAGCAAGAACAACUAGUGCCCAUGUUAGGUGACAUGAAAGCAAUAUGGAGCAUAGUUAUAAUGUCGCUGCUUACAGCAGCAGAGAUUUUAUCAAGAAGUUCAGCAAUUUUGGAAGAUUUGAAACAACGAGGGAGUGACAAAUGGUGACCACGAGAGAGGAAACAAAGAAGCAGUCAUUCGAGGGUUUAACAAAGCUGUUUAUGAUUUCUUCUACAGAUGGAGAAUUAUGCUGUUUAGAUGAAAAGCACUCCAGUUUGUCCGUUUUGUAUAUGGAGUUUUUUAUGUUUACUGUCACCAAAACACCCGUUUUCCUGUUACCAUAGUUUGAUUGGUGUGCUUUCUAAAAGUCCUGCAUUCAAUAGAAUUGGACGGUGAACUUGCAUCUCGAGAAUUGGAAAGCAGCGCGAGAAAUUCAUUGACAUGAUUGAAACGAAACACAUUGAGGGGAUUAGAUGACGAAAGUAGAUCAAGCUGAAUUUGUGAUGUCAAAACCGCGGUGAGUUGUGAACAGUUACAAUGUUUGAACUAUAAAAUGUAUAUUUAUUUAUUGUUUUUAUUGAAAUAUUGUUGAGGAAAUCAACAGCAAACGGUAUCUUUUGCUUCUGUUGUCGAAUUAUGCCUUGAAAUUUUUAAGAGUAGAGAUUUAUGUAUGUUCUAGAUUUUGUGCAAAAUUUUGUAGGAAGCAUUCUUUGUGUUUUUGUAUUUCAUACCACGUUGAAAGCAUGACGUUUACCACUCGUCAACUGCCUUUGCAU
Messenger RNA from Rhopilema esculentum, 3598 nucleotides. Its product is annotated as RNA exonuclease 1 homolog. Gene Ontology annotation, molecular function: metal ion binding; nucleic acid binding; exonuclease activity. Gene Ontology annotation, cellular component: nucleus. NCBI's taxonomy places the organism in Eukaryota, Metazoa, Cnidaria, Scyphozoa, Rhizostomeae, Rhizostomatidae. The record is from RefSeq and is a predicted model, not a curated record.